Fibroporia radiculosa is the source of this 3246-nucleotide messenger RNA. RefSeq lists its product as uncharacterized. The transcript is spliced from 10 exons. Gene Ontology annotation, molecular function: leucine-tRNA ligase activity; ATP binding; aminoacyl-tRNA deacylase activity. NCBI's taxonomy places the organism in Eukaryota, Fungi, Basidiomycota, Agaricomycetes, Polyporales, Fibroporiaceae. The coding region runs from base 1 to 3246 and encodes 1081 amino acids. The record is from RefSeq and is a predicted model, not a curated record. Gene Ontology annotation, biological process: leucyl-tRNA aminoacylation.
AUGGCCUCUGCAGCCACCAUCGAACUCGCACAGACAGGCAAACGCGAUUUACUGAUUUCUCUGGAAAAGAGAUACCAGGAACGAUGGGUGGCGGAGCAUCUCUUUGAGGUCAGCGCACCGACGCCGGAGGAGACGGAAGGGUUGUCGCCUGCGGAAAUCAGAGAAAAGUUUCCGAAGUGGUUUGGUAACUUCCCGUAUCCAUACAUGAAUGGCUCUCUGCAUCUAGGACAUGCCUUCUCCAUCUCAAAAAUCGAGUUCGCAGCUGGCUUCCACCGCCUGUCGGGAAAGCGUGUCUUGUUUCCUCUCGGAUUCCAUUGCACAGGAAUGCCAAUCAAGGCAGCAUCAGACAAAAUUCAGCGGGAAAUCGAGAUGUUCGGAUCUGAUUUUAGCGGUUUUGUGGCAGAAGAUGUACCUGUUGCCAACACAUCUGCAGCGCCUGCCAAGGCAGUAGACAAAGCUAAGAAAGGAAAGGUUGCAGCUAAAGCGACUGGCCUGCAAUAUCAAUUCCAGAUCAUGGAGUCCAUGGGCAUACCUCGUGCGGAUAUCAGUAAAUUCGCAGAUCCUUACUACUGGUUGAAGUAUUUCCCCCCAAUUUGUGUGGCAGACAACAAUGCAUUCGGGUCGCGUAUUGACUGGCGCCGCUCGUUCAUUACAACAGAUGCCAACCCUUACUACGAUUCGUUUGUGCGAUGGCAGAUCAAUAGAUUGUACAGUCUAGGCAAGAUCAAAUUCGGAGAGCGGUACACUAUUUACAGCCCGAAGGACGGACAGCCAUGUAUGGACCAUGAUCGGUCGGAGGGAGAGGCACUCGGACCACAAGAGUAUACGGGUAUUAAGAUGCAUGUCGUCACCUGGAGUGACGCCGCUGCGAAGGCAAUCGAGGGUAAAGUCGGUGGGAGAAAAGUGUUCCUGGUCGCGGCCACCCUAAGGCCGGAAACAAUGUAUGGCCAGACAAACUGCUUCGUCGGCACUGCAAUAAAAUAUGGCGUGUUUGCAAUCAAUAAUGAUGAAGCAUUCGUGUGCACAUAUCGAGCCGCGCGGAAUAUGGCAUUCCAAGGGACUACCGAUGUGCGUGGACAAGUACAGCAGCUCCUGGAGAUAGACGGCUCUGUUCUUGUUGGCACAAAGAUCAGCGCACCCUUCUCAAUCAAUCCGGAGGUCUAUGUUUUGCCAAUGGACAACGUGCUUGCAACAAAGGGAACUGGAGUGGUUACGUCGGUCCCAUCCGAUUCUCCGGAUGAUUACCAGACCCUCAUGGAUCUGCGCAAGAAGGCUGAAUUUUACAAGAUCGACCCCUCAUGGGCAUCGUUCGACCCAGUGCCCGUGAUCACCUCCCCCACGUAUGGUGACAUGAUUGCACCUGCCAUUGUAAAAAAGCUGAAGAUCCAGUCGCAGAAGGAUAUCAAACAGCUCGCGGAAGCGAAGGAGAUUGCGUAUAAGGAAGGUUUCUAUUCCGGUACGAUGCUUGUCGGCGAGUUUGCAGGCCAAUCUGUACAAGAUGCCAAACCGAAGGUCCGCGAGAGCUUGAUUGAGAUGGGUCUCGCAUUCGCGUAUGCGGAGCCCGAAGGCCUCGUCAUCUCCCGAAGCUCCGAUGAGUGUGUGGUCGCACUAAUGGACCAAUGGUACCUGGAUUAUGGUGAGUCAGCAUGGAGGGCAGAAGCGGAAAAGGCAUUGGCUCGGUUGGAGACUUUCCACGCCGAGACCCGCAAUGGAUUCGAGGGCGUCCUUGCAUGGUUGAAUCAGUGGGCGUGUGCACGAAAUUACGGACUCGGAUCCAAACUUCCUUGGGAUCCAACGUUCUUGGUAGAAAGUUUGAGCGAUUCGACAAUUUACAUGUCAUAUUAUACAAUUGCGCACUUACUUCAAGGAAACAUCGAUGGUACUAAACCCGGACUGCUCAAUAUCACUCCGGAGCAGAUGACCGACGAUGUCUGGGAAUACCUGUAUCGAAAUGGUCCUUGGCCUGAGUCCGCAACGGUGCCAAAGGAAAAAAUCGACACUAUGAAAAGAGAGUAUGAAUACUUCUACCCCUUCGAUGUUCGCUCCUCCGGCAAGGAUUUGAUUCCUAAUCAUCUGACAUUCUGCCUGUACAACCAUACGGCGCUCUUCCCCGAGGACAAAUGGCCACUCGGUAUGCGAACUAAUGGCCAUUUGAUGGUGAACGGGCAGAAAAUGUCCAAGAGCAAGGGCAAUUCCAUGACAAUGCGCCAGUGCAUCGAGAAGUUCGGCGCUGAUGCCGCCCGCCUGUGUCUGGCAGACGCAGGUGACGGUAUUGAGGAUGCCAACUUUGAUGAGAUGACUGCCAACGCGAACAUCUUGCGAGUGCAUACUUUGAUAGCUUGGUGUGAGGAAAUGAUGCAAGGCGCAUCGAAUCUCCGCCGCGGUGACAAGAACUUCCAUGAUCGUACCUUUGAGGAAGAAGUUUUCAACUUGAUCAAUAUCACACAGAGACAUUACCAAGAUAUGCAAUAUAAAGACGCUUUAAAAUAUGGCUUUUACGAGCUUCAGACCGCUCGCGAUUGGUAUCGAGAGGUCACCGCAGAUGUUGGAAUGCACGCAGACUUGGUUCAGUGGUGGAUUCGCGUUGCGGUGCUACUCAUCAGCCCAAUUGCUCCUCACUUCUCUGAGCACGUCUGGACCACUGUCCUGCAGGAACCAAAGUCUGUGCAUCUUGCUCGCUGGCCAGAGUCGCGGCCUGUCGACCAGGCUGUCCUCGACGCGGGGGUGUACAUGCGUGGUACUAUCAAGACGAUGCGAGACGCAGAGCUUUCUCUGCUCAAGAAGAUGAACAAAGGGAAGCAAGGGCAGGUAUUGUAUGAUCCCACGAAGCCCCGUGCUGUGCGGAUAUAUGUAGCGACGGCUUUCCCCGCUUGGCAAGACCAAUGUGUACAGGCGGUAAAGGAUGCAUAUGUACCCGAAGCCGACAAAGUUGACGACGCGAAAGUUCGUGAGCUUUUGACCCAACGUGGGUUGAUCAAGGAUAAACGUGCCAUGCCUUUUGUGCAAGCGUUCAAGAAACGAAUGACACAAUUUGGCGCCCAGACCGCGUUCAACCGGACGUUGCCGUUCUCUGAGACACAGGUGCUUCGAGAAAUUCUGCCCUAUCUCAAGAAGACGUUGAAUUUGGUUGACGCCGAGGUUAUGAUGGUGGAUGUUGCAAAAAAUGAAACCACAGGGAACUUCAGCCUCAGCAUCAUUGAGAGUGCAGAGCCCGGUAAUCCUGCUUUCGAGUACCGCAAUGUUUGA